AUGGACGAUGAAGCUGGAAUCGGGGCCGGCUCUGCUGGUUCCUUUCGGUCGAACUCCAGAAGGCGCGGAGUCAGAGGCAAGCAAAAUCCGGGGGCACACCACCAAGCUAGUUGGAUUAGCUGUGUGAUUAAUUUGGUGAAUACAAUUGUUGGUGCCGGUGUCCUUGCCAUGCCCCUCGCCAUCUCGCACAUGGGAAUCGUCCUCGGUGUAUUCGUGAUCUUAUGGUCCGGUGUAACGGCAGGCUUUGGACUAUAUCUUCAGUCUCGAUGUGCGCAGUAUCUCGACAGAGGAAGUGCUUCGUUCUUCGCCCUCUCCCAGAUCACCUAUCCCAACGCCGCCGUCAUUUUCGACGCCGCGAUUGCGAUCAAAUGCUUUGGCGUCGGGGUCAGCUACCUUAUCAUUAUCGGGGAUUUGAUGCCAGGAGUAGUUCAGGGCUUUGCUGGAGGAGAUCCGGCGUACGAUUUCUUAGUGGACCGUCAUUUCUGGGUGACGGUGUUCAUGUUGAUUAUUAUUCCCCUUUCAUAUCUACGGCGACUGGACUCGCUCAAAUACACCAGUAUUGCGGCUUUGGUCUCAAUGGCCUAUUUGGUGGUUUUGGUUGUUUAUCACUUUAUCAUCGGAGACACGAAGGACGGCCGAGGUCCGAUCCGUGUCAUUCACUGGGCGGGAGCUGUUCCGACUCUUAGCAGCUUUCCAGUGAUUGUGUUUGCUUUUACAUGUCAUCAAAAUAUGUUUUCUAUUCUCAACGAAAUCAGUAAUAAUAGCCACUUUAGAACGACCGCCGUCGUGUUCGCCAGUAUUGGCAGCUCUGCUACAACCUACAUACUUGUUGCUAUUACCGGAUACCUAUCAUUCGGCAAUAGCGUGGGCGGAAACAUCGUGGGCAUGUACCCGCCGGGCUUAUGGGCUAAUAUCGGACGUGCCGCGAUUGUCAUACUCGUCAUGUUCUCCUACCCCCUCCAAUGCCACCCGUGCAGAGCAUCGGUUGAUGCAGUCCUACGUUGGAGGCCUAAGCGUAGUGCGGGUGGAAACGAAGGAUCUCCUCAUCGUCACCCUCUUCUACCCGGAGGCCCGAGAGGAUCUCGAACAGCAGAACCAAUGAGCGACCUGCGAUUCUCUAUAAUUACGACAUCGAUCCUCAUUCUGAGCUAUAUUGUCGCCAUGACUGUCUCGUCCCUUGAGGCUGUCCUCGCAUACGUUGGCAGCACUGGAAGCACCAGCAUCAGCUUCAUCCUCCCUGGCAUAUUUUACUACAAAAUUUCUGCUCCGGAUUCAGCAGCACACCAACGUCUCAUGAAAGAGGACGAUGAGGCUGAAGAUGGUUAUAUCUCAGGGGCCAGCGAACCGGACGACGGUAACGCCCAAUCUCGCCCACUUACUGAGAGCGGGGUUCUGCGUCGGCACACCAGCACAUGGCGCAGAGAAGUGCUCCGGAAACUGAGCCUAGCGCUUGCCAUCUAUGGAGUUAUUGUCAUGGUUACCUCUCUAGUCACGAACGUUGUGUUCAUCGCGUCUCACUAA
Molecule: messenger RNA, 1521 nt
Organism: Aspergillus puulaauensis
Lineage: Eukaryota; Fungi; Ascomycota; Eurotiomycetes; Eurotiales; Aspergillaceae
Product: putative amino acid transporter
Exons: 5
Coding region: 1-1521 (506 amino acids)
Biological process (GO): amino acid transmembrane transport
Cellular component (GO): fungal-type vacuole membrane
Molecular function (GO): L-glutamate transmembrane transporter activity; L-serine transmembrane transporter activity; L-tyrosine transmembrane transporter activity
Source: RefSeq, a predicted model, not a curated record